This is a messenger RNA of Polistes canadensis, 1700 nucleotides long. RefSeq names its product selT-like protein (gene SelT). The transcript has 4 exons. Bases 207 to 797 code for a protein of 196 amino acids. Gene Ontology annotation, cellular component: endoplasmic reticulum membrane. The record is from RefSeq and is a predicted model, not a curated record. Gene Ontology annotation, biological process: cell redox homeostasis. Lineage: Eukaryota; Metazoa; Arthropoda; Insecta; Hymenoptera; Vespidae. Gene Ontology annotation, molecular function: thioredoxin-disulfide reductase (NADPH) activity.
UGCGCUGGUAUCGCAUCUAAAAGCGCUAUCUAGUGUUGAAAACGUUGUUAUUUAAAUGAAAAACUUUAGGUUCGUAUAAGAGUUUGGCUCCCCUGAUAAACUGCUAUAAGCAGAUUAAGGUUCAUCUGAAGCGUGUGGUGAUAUUUUCAUGUGACUUUUUUUAUUACAUUUGUAUUAUUUUCUCAUAUUAAAUGGACUAAAUAACAAUGCGUAAAACAAAGCUAAGUUCGUUGUUGUUUGUUAUUCUAUGUGCUGUAAUUAUACAAGUUAAUGCGAACAAUGAUCACCAAUUAACCAAACUUGGUGCAAAAACAGGACCAACAUUAAAAUUCUUUUAUUGUUAUUCGUGUGGAUACAGAAAAGUUUAUGAAGAAUAUGUUGGUAUUCUACGACAAAAGUAUCCAGACCUACAAAUUGAUGGAGAAAACUUUAAUCCUCCUGGAUAUAAUAUGUUGAUAGCCAAAAUUUUGGGAACAGCAAAAAUUUUGAUUAUACUUUUAAUCAUUAGUGGAAUUAAUAUAUUUCAACGACUGGGUCAGCCAGAACCAUCAUUAUGGCGAUGGUGCAUUGAUAAUCGCUUUUAUGCCUGUGUAAUGAUAUUUUUUAUUUGCAAUGCAAUAGAAGGUCAGCUCAUUUCAUCAGGUGCAUUUGAAAUACAUUUUAAUGAUGUUCCUGUGUGGUCAAAACUUGAAACAGGUAGAAUACCACAACCACCAGAAUUAUUCCAGAUAAUUGAAACUCAUCUGCAUAUGCAAUUUCCAGAUAUUGAUGUUGGAAAGAUUGGUUUUAAUAAGUAACAUUGUACUACUAUAAGUUUAUACUGCAUUCUUUUAAUUAUUUACAUUAUUGGGAAUUUGCCUUUGGCAGAAUAUAUGGUACACUUGAAUGAUUUGAAUUUAUUUGUAUGUAUUAAUAUUUCGUUAUAAAUGUCUCCUACUACUAGUACGCUAUGUAAGAUAGAGAGUAAAAAUCUAUAUAUCUAUAACAUUCUAAUUAAAUAGUUACCAAAGCGACAUUACAAUAGGAAUUAUAUUUACUAUUUUAAUGUAAACAUUAUAUUUCAACAUAAAUCUUUUAAAAAUCGUAUAUAUAUUCAUUCCUCAUUAUAUUCUUAUAAAGUUUAUAUUUGUUAAUAGUUCAAUUAGUAGUUAAAUAAGAUUAUCAUAAGACUGUUUAAGCACAGUUAUAGAAUGUCUUCUAGAUUCAUAAUCGUGACUUAAGACAAUCUUAAAAUCGCACCUUGAACAUUAUCUUAAUGUAAACAGUUUUUAAAUAAGACAGAUUAAUAUAACACAUUAUAAUGCAAAUAAGAUUAUCUUUGCUUUGUCAUCUCGAAGGAGUUCUGAAGGUGAUCUUAUUUGAAAUUGUAAUAAAAAUCUUUGGACAGUUAAAAAAAGUGAGCCUAUUCAAAAGGUCAUAAAUGAUACAUUCUUUAGAUACAACUUUGGUGUAUAUAGACUAAAGCAAAUAAAAGAACAAAGUACGUGUUCAAACUUUAAACUUAUAUGAAUAGAACAUCAUUUUCAAUAGAUCUGAAUCAUAGCAAAGAAUAGAUAUAGUCCUAAGAACUAUCGCUUUAUUCUUCAAUCUAGAACGCAUAAGAAUAUUUUCGAUUGCUCAGGUUCUCUACAAAUGUAUCAACAUACAAUUGAAAAAAAAAAGUAUACGAAUAAAAAACAGGAAACGCUAUUAAAUCUAAA